Molecule: messenger RNA, 1284 nt
Organism: Arabidopsis lyrata subsp. lyrata
Lineage: Eukaryota; Viridiplantae; Streptophyta; Magnoliopsida; Brassicales; Brassicaceae
Product: glutathione S-transferase T2
Exons: 2
Coding region: 93-971 (292 amino acids)
Source: RefSeq, a predicted model, not a curated record
UUAGUAUUGUGUUUGUUAUUUAUUGAGGCUUUUCCUUUAUAAUGUCGACAAUGAGAACUAAACAAACCACUUAAACUCUUCUAAAACACAAAAUGGCUUCCAACUUAAACUAUUCCUCCUCUCAAUCCUUCACCAAUCUCUUGUUUAGCCAAGAAGAUAACCCAACGCCUCUCAGUCCUUCACAGCCUCCUUUUUCUGAAUCCCAAACACCCACAUCCUUAGCUAGGGCGUCUAGAGUGAGAUGGAGUGUUCCUGAAGAGAAGGCACUUGCAAGUGCCUGGCUCAACACAUCCAAAGACUCUGUUGUGGGGAAUGAGCAGAGAUCAGCUGCCUUUUGGGAUAGGGUUGCAGCAUAUUAUGCUGCAUGUCCUGCUGUCUCUAAGCUCACCAUCCGAGAGCCAAAUACUUGUAAGCAGAAAUGGCAAAAAAUGAAUGAGCUUGUGAUGAAGUUUGCAGGCUGUUAUGAGUUUGCCUCUCGGACUCCUCGCAGUGGAGAGAAUGAAGAUGACAUUAUCGUGCUGGCCUACAAGCUUUACCAUCAAGAUCAAAAAAACAAAUUUAGUCUUGAGCAUGUUUGGAGAAUCCUCAAGACUGAUCAGAAAUGGUGCAAUUGGUGUGAGACCAAACUUCCUGCCAAGAAGAAAGCUAAACUUUCAUCUGUAGAAGAAGAGAGUCUCCAAAGGCCUAUAGGUGUGAAGGCAGCCAAGGCUUUAGCCAAGUCUAAAGGUAAGGGAAAGAGUGAAGGAGGAGCUGACGCUAGUUCUGCUGCUGAACUUCAGCUUUUGUGGGAAGUGAAAGAGAAGGAUUUGGCUUUCAAAGAGAGACUCUCCAAGCAGAAGCUACUUGACAGCCUUCUUGGAAGGUCUGAUGGAUUGAGUGAGAUGGAAAUUGAACUUAAGAACACUCUUAUCAAAGAGUAUCUGUCUGGAAGCAAUGUGUUUGUUUCUGAGAAUGAAUAUUCUGGUCUUUAGGCCCUCCUCUUGGAAGCUAGUGAUGUCGGCAAGGAAUGGAUUGAGUGGUUCUUUUGCUUUAUUGUAGUGUACUGUGACUGUUUUUACUCGGAUGUACUUUGUAAGCAGAAGCCACUUGUUUUUUGUUUUGGUAUGGCACAAUGUAUGGUCGGCAAGUGGUUGUUUUUCUAUGGUCAGAACCUAGUUGUUUUUAUUUUGUAUUGUAUGAAUGAAUGUAUUAUUUUCGACAAUGUAUGGUCGGCAAUGUUUUACUUUAUAUUGUAUGAUGCACAAUGUAUGAUUUUAUAUUCUCUUAUAUAUAUGUCUUUGUGUU